Daphnia carinata is the source of this 4622-nucleotide messenger RNA. RefSeq lists its product as uncharacterized. The coding region runs from base 255 to 4622 and encodes 1455 amino acids. Gene Ontology annotation, biological process: protein import; protein targeting. Gene Ontology annotation, cellular component: membrane. The record is from RefSeq and is a predicted model, not a curated record. The transcript is spliced from 7 exons. Gene Ontology annotation, molecular function: ABC-type protein transporter activity; ATP binding. NCBI's taxonomy places the organism in Eukaryota, Metazoa, Arthropoda, Branchiopoda, Diplostraca, Daphniidae.
AAACAAGUGGAGGCUGUUGCACGCCCAGCUGAAAAAGCACAGUUUCUGCGUUAACGAAUUAAACAUUCCCGACUCGGAUUUCUUUUACUUUUCUACGUGGAUGACGCCUUUUCCGUGUGACCGCUGUGAUGUCGUGUUUCCAUCGAAUUCAAAUAGAAAGUGGAAAACCCAAUGACGCCCAGAAACCUGAAAUCAGUUAGAAGAUACAAACUACUGUGCAUCUGUUCAUUGUGUUGCAAGCAAAUUCUUUCGACAUGGAUGGGGAAGGAGCGACCGUUGUUGAACAAAUUCAUGCCCAGCCAAAAAACCCAGGACGGGAAUAUGAAACAGAAGAAGAUGUUGCCAAAGAAAUCCGAAGUUGGAUUCAGUUGGAUAAUGAAGGCAUCGAUCUGAAGCUUUUCCCCAACGCUGUGAGUCGUAUCGAAUCAGAAUUGGGACGUCCACUUUCUUCUCUCGAAACGACGUGUCUCGAGGGGCAAUAUGUAAAAAUCGUGUUGCAGAUGUGGUACAGCGAGGCGUUUAGAAGAAUGUUUGACGACCUGGAGAACGCAGAGAGUGAUAUUUCCUUAGAAAUAUCUCUUCUCCUAUAUGAGUUGAAUUCUGUUAAUUCAUUUCAAGAAAUUGCUGCCGAAUUACCGUUACCUGGAUCGCGACUUCGAAAUUGGUGUGAUCGAAGGUGUAGGUAUCUUCAAUUGAUCGUCAAACAGGAAGAGCUGUUUAAAGACACUCCUCGUUUUACUAUCCUCGUUCCCUGCUAUUUUAACCACUUCAAAAUCUUUUGCAUCAACGAGCUUUUCUCUCGGUGCUGGAACUACGUCGUCAAAGACAAAACAUAUGGCAAGAAAUACAGGAAUUUCAUUGCCGCAUUCGACAACAUCCUAGCGAAAAUCAUUGAGUUUAAGGAUAUUAUGGAGAAGAUUGAUUACGACAAUAUGUUUGCUAUGGACAGCAUAACUAAUUGGCUGGAAUGCAUCAGCAAGAUUUGUGAAGACUUCCCGACCGUCUUCACCGAUGAGAAUGAGAUCCAACGCAUUAAACAAGCAACCGCUUCAAUAGCUGAUGGUGAUUGGACCCCGAAAUUCAUUUCACUGGUGAAAGAGGUUUUCAAGAAAUACCUACUGCCUAAAACAAAAGUCCAAGUCAAGAAGGAAGACGGAAGAGAAAUCAUUUCUAUCCAUGGAAAUGUAGUAUUUCUCAGCAAAAUUAUGGCGGAAAUGAUUGAAUUGAAAACCACAGACGUACAAGAAAUUGAAAUUGUUGGAUUGGUGUCUGUUCACGUUGAUUGCGAUUUGGAAAAUGAAAUCUGGCACGGUAUCAACGUAGGUGUUGUCACUGAUAAGAUCAUCGUUGACUGUGACGUUUCUUGGAACGUGUCUGGUCAAAACAUGACCCAUCAAGAAGCAGAGGAACAACGGCAACCAGGUGAGAGUGGUGGCAAUGUACACAUUGUUUGCAACGAGAUAAUCAACGCAAAUCAAUUUACGAUUAUAUCUAACGGAGGCGACGGAAGUGCGGCUCACAAAUGGACAAGAGAAGAAUUUAAAAAAGCCUUUCCGUCCAUGUCAUUAUUUAAUGGCACUGGCGACCGAAACAAGAAUAUGAUUACGAAUAAAUUACGAAAUCUUCUGCCGGGGGAGAGUAUAGCGCAAGAGCUCAACCGCACUAACUUCAUAAUCAACGAAAGUGUGGAAGAUGCCCAGCUACUCAUGGUAUCUUUUUAUGAAACGGAAAAAGGAUGUGUACAAAAGGAGGAAAGGCAUACGCUUAUCUUUAUCCAAGGGCGAAAAGUCGGACAAGGCGGAUAUGGUGGUACUGUGACCUUGGAGGUGUUAAACAGAUCCCCUUCUGUCCAGCCUAAUCUUCCAUUUAUCGGCUUUCAGAAGCGUCUACCGUAUGCUACUCGAAUAUCUGAUGUCUAUCAGGCGUCCGGUUCUGAUGGUCAAACUGGUAAACCUGCCGGUGACGUUGGUUUCAUUCACAACGUUAACAGCGACAACUGCGACACAAAUGUGGAAGGAAAUUAUUUUGGCUUUGAAACCGAUGCCAGACUGGAGUUGAACUUUAAGGAUAAAUCAUCAAACGGUGAAAAUUCGUGUGCCAAACAAGUUCAACCUGGAGGUGGGACUUUAAGGAGGUAUACGUCGAUAGAGAUUAAAGAGGGUCUGUAUGAAACUAUAAGGCUGGUCGAAGCUGUUAAGAAGAAGGUUAUCCUACACCAAAAUCUCUACCAGCAUCUUUCGCAAAUAAGCCAACGCAAAGAAAUGUUCCAAACACUCCAAGCGAUGUUUUCCAGCCCAUUACAAUCGCAGCCAGUUACCAAGGACGAGGUUUUGGCGAAACAAGUUCAAAGCAUAGAAAUUCAACUCGGACAGCUGACUUUUAGAAAUCAACAGCUUCAAUUGGACAAUAAACGAGCGAAAAUGGUGAAGCCAGCCUGCCAACUGCAAUUGAAAGCCAACGAUGAUGAUUCUACUUCGUUACUGGUUCACAACCAGCAAGUUGUAACUGGACGUGGAGACGUGGCAUCCGCAUUGAACAUUGUAAUUGAGCCAAACCAAACGCCUGAGGAAAGAAACGUCGAUUGUAUCAUCAAUGGUAUGAUACGAGAUCUUCAAAUAUUGAACGGAAAUUUAAAUCAUGAAUUUUUGGACAGCGUAAAAAAAAGCGUUUCCAAUUCCAAAACAAUGGAUCUUGAUGCAGCCAUACUGUCUGCUCGAGAUUUUUUAAUGCAAGGACGACGCCCUGCAGCGACAUUAGCGAGAUUCGAUACACGAAUGCGAGAAUGUUUCGCCGUGAAAGAGAAACUAGGAUUUUCUUUGCGUGAUGCCCAAAGAGUAGCAAUCGUGACACUAUUACGAAGACAACCGGAUUCUUGUAACACUUUGGUUCAAUUAUCGACCGGUGAGGGCAAGUCACUAAUAGUCGCAGGAGUCGCCAUCGCUUUUGCACUUUCUGAGAAGAAAAAAUCGAAACCGUUCGGUAAAAUCGACGUCAUUACCAGCAACAACGUGCUAGCCCUACGAGAUUCAACCCUGUUGUCCGACAAAGGAGGGCUCAGAAAUAUCUACCAAUUCUUCAACGUCAGCGUAGCCAACAAUAGCAGCUAUUCAGUAGAGGAACGCACAAAUGCCUAUGACAAAGCUGUGGUGUACGGAGAAUUGGCCAAUUUCCAACGUGAUUAUUUGUUGGACAAAUUCUAUGGCUACGGUAUCCGUGGCGACCGAGUAUUCUCGUAUAUCAUUAUUGACGAAGUGGAUUGCAUGUUGUUGGACCGUGGCAACAACACUCUCUACUUAUCGCACGACAUUCCCGGCAUGGACACUUUAGAAUCGUUAUACGUAUUCAUUUGGGGAAAAUCACUUCACGCGCCAUUAGAAGAUUUUGAAAAUGAAAAAGAUUCGUUGUGGAAUCAUCUGAUCAAAAAAGAAGUAAUUGACUCAAACGGACGUCUACUAAUUGCCGAUGCCAACCAAAUUACAGAAGAGAAGAUAAACUAUAGCCCGAUGAAUGACCAAUUCAGAGAGACCAAUCUCAAUGCAAAAUUGGUUUUCUAUUUUCGCAAAGUGGCCAAUCGGCAGCGUCGCAUUCGGAUACCUGCUUAUCUUCUCGGCUUUGUGGAUCGAAAUCUCGGCACGUGGAUUGACAACGCCUUUCAGGCACUUGAAUUGAGGCGCGAUGAAAACUACGUCAUCGACCAAGAUCGAACAGACAUCAGUCCGGAUCUCAACCCGCAAGUUAUUAUUAUCGAUCCCGACACUGGAACGGAUCAAAGUUUAUCGCAAUGGGACGGAGCCUUGCACCAGUUUCUUCAGUUGAAAGAAGGAUGUAAGUUGACGCUUCAAAGUCUCAAAGCUGUUUUCAUCUCGAAUGCCACUUACAUCAAAAAGUACCGUAAGAGAAUGAUGGGCGUGUCAGGGACGCUGGGGUCCGAACAAGAGCAGCAAUUUUUAGUUUCAGAGUACCAGUGCCGCUUGUUUAGGGUACCAACGGCGUUCCCUAAAGUGUUUGCCCUUAGAACGACUAAAGUAUUCUUGUCGGUAAGACCGUGGCUAGAGGAAAUAAUUCAAGAAACGCUGAACGUUGUAAAUGUACCAGAAGAAAAUCAACCAAAGCGAAAACUAAAUGAUGUGGACAUAAAACCUCGAUCCAUCCUCAUUUUUUGUAGAACCAUCAGAGAAGUGAACAAAGUUUAUGAAAAACUAAAAUUGCGGUUACCUAAUGGCAGGAUCCAUCGUUUUACACGAGACUAUGAGAAAUUUGCAUUUGAAAGUGACGAACUGGACAUCGGGCAUGUUAUUCUCGCCACUAACUUGGUUGGAAGAGGAACAGAUAUCAAGAUUAGCAACAGCUUGAGAGCGAAUGGAGGUCUGCACGUCUGUUUGACGUAUUUACCUGAAAACGAAAGGAUCAGUGAACAAGCGAUGGGCCGAGCGGCAAGGAAAGGAGAUCCAGGAAGUGGAAUCCUCAUUUUGUGUGACGAUCGGAGUGGGGACAUGUCGGACGAGGAUGAAGAAUUAGAAGAAAACGAAGAAUUGGAUGCUGAAAAAAUAUUGACCAAAAUGAAAGCGAGACGAAACGAACAAGAAAAUCAGCGGAUUAUCACGAUUGAAAGAGGAUUUUGA